This is a messenger RNA of Eruca vesicaria subsp. sativa (arugula), 3087 nucleotides long. Lineage: Eukaryota; Viridiplantae; Streptophyta; Magnoliopsida; Brassicales; Brassicaceae. The record is from the annotation of a GenBank genome assembly.
AGAGAACUCUCCGGCGAUAAAGGAGAUAAAAAAAGCUAUGACGACGAUGAGUCUCCGCAAGCAAAACACUCGGCUCCCACCAGAAGUAAACCGCGUCCUCUACGUACGUAACCUCCCCUUCAACAUAACGAGCGAGGAAAUGUACGAUAUCUUCGGCAAGUACGGCGCGAUUCGCCAGAUCCGCAUCGGAUGCAACAAGGACACGAAAGGAACCGCCUUUGUCGUCUACGAAGACAUCUACGACGCGAAGAACGCCGUGGACCAUCUCUCCGGGUUCAACGUCGCGAAUCGGUACCUGAUCGUGCUCUACUACCAGCACGCGAAGAUGAGUAAGAAGUUUGAUCAGAAGAAGAAUGAGGAAGAGGUUGCUAAGUUGCAGGAGAAGUAUGGUGUCUCUACCAAAGAUAAGUAGACACGUGUCGUUAGAUUCGAUGUUAUCAUGCGAAUUAGUGUUUUUAAUUGGGGAGAAAUCGAUUUAGGGUUUUAAUUUGGGGAAAAGUUGAACCUUUUUGCUUAAUCUUGGUAUGUAUGUUGGACCAAGCUAUUGAAUUAGGGUUUCAGCUUCAUGUAGCUAUUAAUGUUGUAAAAAUUUGUGUGAUUUGCUGCAACAUUAUAGUUUCUGAAGGAUAUUUUUUGAGAACUUGCCAUUGUUGACGACGUUGUGUUCAGCUUUGUAUCUUUUCUGGAUUGGUUAGGGUUUUUGAUAAGAGGUUAAGAACGUAUAUCACUGACACAUACAAUAGAAUUUGAAAAAAGAAUCUUUUGGGGAUUGGUGUUCAGCUUUGUAUCUUUUGAGGAUUGGUUAGUGUUCAGCUUUGUAUCUUUUGAUGAUUGGUUAGUGUAGAGGGUAAGAACAUAUAUCACUAACUCAUACAUUAGAAUUGAAAAGAGAAUCUUUUGAGGAUUGGUUACUGUUCAGCUUUGUAUCUUUUGAGGAUUGGUUAGUGUUCAGCUUUGUAUCUUUUGAUGAUUGGUUAGUGUAGAGGGUAAGAACAUAUAUCACUAACUCAUACAUUAGAAUUGAAAAGAGAAUCUUUUGAGGAUUGGUUACUGUUCAGCUUUGUAUCUUUUGAGGAUUGGUUAGUGUUUUUGCUAAGAUGGUAAGAAUAUAUAUCUUUUGAGGAUUGGUGUUCAGCUUUGUAUCUUUUGAGGAUUGGUUAGUGUUUUUGCGAAGAGGGUAAGAACAUAUAACACUAACAAAUACAGUAGAAUUGAAAAAAAGAAUCUUUUAAGUACAUUGAGAAACCAGAAAAAAAUGUACAUAAAUCAAACACCUCCCCUCAAAUCUCCACUUUUUUUUUGUUUUCUACCUUCUUGAGCUUUCUCAUCUCUUAACGAUGUCCUCCUAUUGAAUCAUUAGUAAUCCGAGCAUGCUUUUAAUUUUUUGAUGUGUGCCUUGUCUUUCAUUGUUAAAAGGAAGAUGAGUUUUCUCUGACUCAUGUUCUGCUCUCUUUUGAUAUCUUCUCUCUUCCUCUACUUUUACAUUUGGUGUCAUUUAAAUGAAAGGUCACGCCGCUUCUUUGGGAUAGGAUCAGGGUUUCCUUUUCUCAUCAUUGCCACGAAUUCAUCAUAGUUUAUCCGGCCAUCCUGCAUUAGAAGUUUGGUUAUGUUAAUAAUGAGGUUGUUAGAUGCUUUGUUUCAGUUUGUGAAGGGGAGCGUUGUUGUUUCUUACAUUGUCUCCAUCGACCUCUGAGAUUAUUUCUUUGAUGUCUCUGCCAUCAUUCAUGCCAAACUCUCGGAGGGCUUGCUCCAGCUCUUCCAUUGUGAUAUAUCUGGGAACAGCGGGCAUUAUUUGAGGCUGAGUAUAGAUGUUCUUCUCUGUCAACUCUGUUGAUAUGCAUUGUGGCUGCGAUAAACUCACCAUAGUCUAUUGUUCCAUUACCAUCAGCAUCGGCCUAUAGAAUACCAUGGUUACAGAGAGCAAAAAUUAGAAAAUCAGUGCGAGUCCCUGUCGUAGCUCCUCGAGUGUAAUUGUUCCACUGUUAUCAGUGUCCAUACCUUUAAACAUCUCCUUCAGCCCCAUGAUCUCUUCCUCUGAUAAGCAACCUGCUAUCACCUGUUCAAGGGUUGUUUUGAGAUGCUUACUUAGAACUUGAGCAGCCGUUAGUCUUUGCUUGGGAUCAGAGUUGAGCAUCUUCUUAACAAGAUCCUUCGCCUGAGGUGAGAUUGAUGGCCAUGGAUCACUUGAGAAAUCAACAUGGCUCUUUAGGAUGGCGUUGAAUAUUCCAUUCUCCGAUUCUGUGAUCAUCAGACAAAGACAAAAAUGGAAUGACUUUACCAGCCCAGAAGGGUGGGACACCACAUAAGAGGAUAUACAACAUGACACCAAUACUCCAAAUAUCAGCUUCUGGUCCAUACUUCCUUUUCAAAACCUCAGGUGCAAUGUAAUAAGCACUACCCACAAUAUCCUUAAACACCUCUCCUGGCUUGUAGAAAACAGACAACCCAAAGUCAGUGGCCUUGAGAGGAGCCUUCUCAUCUUUGCUGAGCAAGAGAAAGUUCUCAGGCUUCAAAUCCCUGUGAAUAACCCCCAUGGAAUGACAAGUAUGAAUAAUUUGAACAAUCGUUCUCAGCAAGGAAGCAGCUGCUCUCUCCGAGUAAUGUCCUUUAGCAAUAAUCCUAUCAAACAACUCUCCACCUGCACAAAGCUCCAUGACCAAAUGCACAGAAUGCUUAUCCUCAUAAGCUCCUUUAAGCUCCACAAUGUUAGCUUGACCAGUCAGAGAUGCGUGACGCCAAACUGUCCUCUCCCUAGCUCUUUACCUAAAGAAUAUGAGGAUUUUACAUCUUCCAUGGGACGACCUAAGACAGGUCCUAUAGGGCCUUGUUUGGUUGCAGGAGGAGGAGAAGGAGGAGCGUGUUUGGAUUGUGGUACGGAGGCUUCAGCAGUUGGACCAGCGUUUGAAGCAGUUAUGCCGCGUGUGUCUCCGUUGUCGCCUGAGUCACGUCCGUUAGAGCAGCAGUUUCCCAUUGUUGCAUUAAAGGGUGAAGAGAGGAGAGGAAAGGAGGUAAAAGCUCAAGGAGGAAGAGAAGUUUCUUUGAGAGGUUUUUUGUGUUUUAUUCUUUUUUUUCUUCUUCUUUUGGUUU